This is a messenger RNA of Pocillopora verrucosa, 1665 nucleotides long. Its product is annotated as glutathione S-transferase 4. The record is from RefSeq and is a predicted model, not a curated record. Gene Ontology annotation, biological process: glutathione metabolic process. Lineage: Eukaryota; Metazoa; Cnidaria; Anthozoa; Scleractinia; Pocilloporidae. Gene Ontology annotation, molecular function: glutathione transferase activity.
CCGUAAAUCACAAGUCUCCGGACGCCACGCGCUUCUCGCCCCACACGCUCUUGUUUCGCUUGCUACCUGCAGCUUCUGCAAACAAUGCCUUCGUACAAGUUGAUUUACUUUCCACUUCGCGCAAAAGCGGAAGCCAUCAGAAUGGUUUUCGCCGCCGCUGGAGUUGAUUUCGAGGACGUACGUUAUACAAUGGACGACUGGAUUUCAAAAUACAAGAAUUCUGGAAUAAGCCCUUCCCGUCAGCUACCAGUGCUGUACGUUGAUGGUAAAGUACUUAUGGAGUCCAAAGUCAUUCUCAGUUACGUCGGCAAAGAACUCAAUCUCGCUCCAAAAGAUAAUUUUCAACUGGCGCAGGCAGACGUCUUAGCUCACAUAAUUAAUGACUUGGAAAACGUGCUAAGCGCAGCUAAUAGACACGAAGAUUCAACGGUGAAGGAGGAAGCCUUAGAAACUGCUCGCAAAGAAGUUAUUCCAGACAAAUGCGGAUAUUUUGAGAAGUUUUUGACUGCCAACGACAAGGAGGGAUUCUUUCUUGAAGAUAAGCUGACCUAUGCUGAUAUCGUGGUAUUCACCUUCCUGAACAGCUACUAUCUGAAAGGAAGCGCUGAAGGAGUUCCUGAGGAGUUGAAGGCAUUCCCCAAACUACACGCCUGGUACGAACUGGUCAGAACGCAACCCAAGAUUCAACAAUGGCUCAAGACUCCGCGACCAGAUCUCGGCGAGUACCCAUACCUUGACAGAUUUCUUUGGAGUCACGUUAACCACGCUAAUUGGCUUUGUCUUUCGCUGUUGACCCUCGAAGGUCACAUCACAUCUCAUCACAUCUCGGUCUCCAUCGAGAGUAAACCACGUCAUAUACUCAGACCCCUUGCAGUCUUUGUCCGUAUCUUCACUAGGGCGAUGCCGAAAUAUAAGCUUUCGUACUUUCCACUUAGAGGAAGAGCCGAAGCCAUCAGAAUAACUUUCGCGGUGGCUGGAGUUGAGUUCGAUGACAUCCUAGUAAAUCUGGAAGAGUGGUUUACAAAGCUGAAACACUCUGGAUUAAGCCCCUCUGGACAGCUACCAAUCCUCGAGGUCGAUGGCACAGUCCUCACACAAUCCAAGGCUAUUUUAAGCUAUUUGGCUAAGGAAUUCAAUCUUGCUCCAGAAGGCAAUCUUCAGCAGGCUCAGGCAGAUUCUUUGGCUCACGUGGUCAACGAAUUAGAGACCACACUAACAGAGGCGUAUGGGGAGAAAGACCCGGAAAGAAAGGAAAAAGCUAUGAAGACCGCCACCGAAGAAGUGAUUCCAGAUAAAUGUGGAUACUUUGAAAAGAUCUUGUCAGCUAAUAAAAAUGGAUUCUUCAUUGGUGAAAAGUUGACUUAUGCCGAUAUCGUGGUCUUCACCUUUUUAAACAGUUAUUUCAUGAAGGGAAAAGCUGAAGGAAUUCCCGAAGGUUUGAAAAAGUUUCCCUCUUUGUCGGCUUGGUACGAACGUGUCCGAACGCAGCCGAAGAUUUUGGAGAAGUUGAAGAAUCCGACAGAUGGAUUCGUGGAUUACAUCUAUUGAGACGUUAUCUUAUCCUGUGGAUGAUUUUCCUUCAGCAAUAGACAAGGGAUAAUGUCACAAAAUUAACCUCUAGUCAGCCAGUCCAAUAUCAUAGUUAAUAAAGUGCGACUCAAAAGA